UUGCGCGUUGUCUAUAUGGACCGCCUUCAUAAAAAUUCAGCAAAAGCUAUUGGUGCCCGUAUCAUGAAGCGAGUUAAAGGCAGAUGGCCUGGAAAUGCUGAUAUCUUUGCGGCAAUGGUCGGUCCCUGGGCAAACGGCUACCCCAGUGAUGGUCUAGGAGAAAUGACAGACACGCAUGGGCCUUACUUUAACCUGCCCCUUCUAUGGUCUGACAUGAUCUUUACAACGUCGCCGAAGCAAAUUCAGAUUGUCCUUGCCACUGAGUUCCAGAAUUUUGAGAAAGGUGAAAGAUUCCAAAAUAGCAUGAAAUCUGUAUUAGGUUUGGGAGUAUUCAAUGCCGAUGGUACGAGCCUGCCCAAAUUCCAUCGAUCCAUGACCAGACCUUUUUUCACCCGGGACAGGAUCAUCCAUUUCGAUUUAUACGACCGACACGCAGAGACAGCAAUCAGUCAGAUGAAACAAAGGCUUCGGAGCGGCUAUCCUGUUGAUUUUCAGGAUCUGACAUACCGCUUUACUCUGGACUCUGCCACCGAGUUUCUCUUCGGCUCUUGCGUCAACACUCUUACGGCCGCGCUACCUUACCCUCAAAGUAUAUCUAUUGUCCCAGCAGAAGCCAACGAUGCUCGCUCUCUUGAAGCCAAUGAGUUUUCCGAGGCAUUUUUUGAGGCCCAGGAGAUAUUAUCUAGUCGCUUGCGCAAGGGAUGGAUCUGGCCGUUGUUUGAGAUCAGGAAGGAUAAGACUGAGGCUCCAAUGAAGGUCGUGCGAGGCUUUGUCGAGCCCAUCAUCCAGGCGGCAUUGAAGAGGAAGGAAUCGUCCGAUUCUGUGAAUGAGAAACCAGAGCCCGCUGCCGUUGGCGACGAUGAAACGUUGCUGGACCAUCUCGUCAGCAUCACAUCUGACCCUGCUGUCAUCAGAGAUGAAACUCUUAAUAUCUUAAUUGCUGGACGCGACACUACCGCGGCGACACUCACUUUCCUCGUCUAUUUCUUGUCCAUGUAUCCAGAUGUUUGCACCCGUCUCAGAGAAGAGAUUCUCACCAGAGUCGGCACCACCCGUGCACCCACUUUCGAGGACAUCAAGGAAAUGAAGUAUCUGGGAGCGGUGAUCAAUGAAACGCUGAGACUGUAUCCCGCCGUUCCUUUCAAUGUCAGAGAAUCUAUAAGCGCCACAACCUUCCCUUCCGAGGAUCCUUCGGAGAAGCCAUUGUAUAUCCCGGCAAACACGAAAGUCUCGUAUUCAGUUUUCAUCAUGCAUCGUCGAAAAGAUCUUUGGGGUCCUGAUGCCGAGGAAUUUGAUCCUGAUCGUUUCCUGGACCACCGACUGAAGCAGUAUCUAAUACCUAACCCCUUCAUUUUUCUUCCGUUCAACGCGGGCCCAAGGAUCUGCUUGGGGCAGCAGUUUGCGUAUAACGAAAUUUCUUUCAUGGCUGUGCGACUCUUGCAGAACUUCACGUCGUUCGAAUUCGAUCAGGAUGCUUUACUGAACGAGUUCCGUCCUCCGGCGGAUUGGGCCAAAUGUAAGGGAAGGAAGGCAGUUGACAAAUUUUGGCCGAGAUAUACAUUGACGUUGUAUAGCGCGGGUGGUAUGUGGAUUAAGGCGACUGAAACUGAUAGCUUGAAUUUGGCUCAGGUUUGAAAAUUUGAUGCGUGUGUUCCG
Molecule: messenger RNA, 1656 nt
Organism: Guyanagaster necrorhizus
Lineage: Eukaryota; Fungi; Basidiomycota; Agaricomycetes; Agaricales; Physalacriaceae
Product: cytochrome P450 monooxygenase pc-3
Exons: 14
Coding region: 16-1635 (539 amino acids)
Molecular function (GO): heme binding; monooxygenase activity; oxidoreductase activity, acting on paired donors, with incorporation or reduction of molecular oxygen
Source: RefSeq, a predicted model, not a curated record